AUGGAGGAAGAGCUGGACGCAUGGCGGCGAGGGAAGCAGGGACCGCUCCUGCCUCUGCGGCCGACCGAGGGCAUGGGACCCGACGCGAGAAGGAUGGGACCCGACGUACCCCGCCUGCAACGAGUGCAUCGCCAACGGCCAGAGACGAGCAAGACGUUCACUGACCUCAGCGCCGUCCGGCUGCAAGCGACGCGAGAGAUGCAAGUCCACGUGCAGAAGCAGCUCUCGGCGAUCAAGCAGGCCAAGCAGUCCCCGCGUCUCUGCGCCAACUACAUGAGCUUCCCCGACGUGCAGCCCAUGGAGCCCAAGACCGUGGACAAGGAAGACAGCGAUGCGCCAGACGUCGUACGACAAGUCGAAGAUGCGACAGAGGACGUAGCUCACUACGACGUACCGGACCAUCACCGGGCCGACGACCUCGAGGACCGUGCCGAAGAAGACUGUGCCGGUGCUGUAGCUGAAGCCCAAGACGACAGCGAACCUACAGAGCUCGAUGACUGCGUGGACAUGGCUCAGGACUGGCGACCUGACGACGAUCCAGAUGGCGAGUCGUUUGACGACCACGGGGCCUCGGACGGCGACGAUCUUGGCCGCUGCGAGGUCGUUGGCCGCUGCCAAGAAGACGAAUUUGACGCGGGUGUGACGAGCGACGAACGACGGGAAGACGCUCCAACUACGCGCCCAAGUGAGACCUUCCCCAGCGCGGCCUACGCCCAGCAACUCCAUGAUCGAUUCUGGGCCGACGACGAAACCAUUGCGAUCUUUCAGCUGGAUCAAGAGAGUUUUGGCGGCGGUGCGUUGAACGAGUCAUGUGAUCAAGACGUACAUGAGCUGUCGCAUGACGAUCUCGACGAAGAAGCCUGGGAGGUCCCAGCCACGCUCGUGCCCCACGCGUACCCCGUGGCGUGGACACCCAGUUUUGACAACCUCAGCCCCGCAUCUCCGCAGAGCAUCGUUCAUUCCAGCCCGUCGCUCUCGUCGGAGGACGCAGACACCUCCUCGGACGAGCUCGCGCAUACCGCCAAGUACCAUCUCGAACUCGACGAGUGGCCUGCACCCGCUAUCAACGCAGUCAUCGGCGAUGGGCUGGGCACCGACGACCCAAGCCAGCUCACGGAGCGCGGUGACGAGGUGUCCGACUCGACCACGCAUGCGCUUGGCACGGAGGGCAGUGCUUUUGCUGCCGAGGCCAUGGCCGACGAGUCGAUGGAUGACGCCACCGACGAGACGCAAAACGCGCCUGCCGCGACGAGCAUGUCUCUGGACGUGUCGUCGAGUGAAUACGAUCACGUAUUUUCGGGCUCGGACGUCGACGAUGCGACGUCGCCCGGCUACUACGGCGACAUUUCGGUGCUGAGUGGCACGACGCCGGCGUCGAUUGUAGAGCUGCACCUCGACUCGGGUGCCGAUGAAGCCAGCGCGUCGUCAGCACUUGAGGAGGUUGUUUCUGUCGGCUCUGGAGACGACCCAGCGGGAACGAUCCCGCGAACGCACGCAGCUUUACACGCACCACACGACGACGACGCCGAGGAUUUGACGCUCGAUGGCUCGGACAACCUUUUGCUCCACGAUUCUGUCGAUCUUCUCUUGGAUGCCACCUUCACGGGCGGUCUGCACGGGCUAUCGUCGCCGCUGUCGGUCGAGAUCCCGUCGGUCUCAGCGACGUGUGCCGCUGCAGUUUCGCCCACGACAGCAUUGCCAACAGUGCUGCCCCGCCCGCUCGACGCGUAUCUGUGGCUGGAUGUGCUGCGCCGUUUUGUGCCAUGCAUGGUGUUUGUCGCGCUGGGCUUUGCCGGCUUGCGCUGCCGGGACCAUAUCACUGCGAUGCAGCUCGCUGCUGUCGCUCCACGCUUGCAGCGGCUCACGGAAGGCCUGGCAAGUCGCCAGACGUACCUUGAAGCGACAGCCCACGCUGCCAAGACGCUGCGUACGAGCGUAGCUCUGCAUCUCCGUGGAGACGCUCAACUGGAUGCGUAUCGUCGCCAGAGCGACGCGAUUGCGGCCGCUCGGUGGCACCUUGUCGACGACUACACGGCUGCCAUCAACGAUGCUCGUGCCCAAGCCGACGCAUCCUUUCAUGUGGUCCAAGACUUUUCCGAGGCAACAAUCGAGCAGCUCGCCAAGCACUUCAACCUGCCGUGGACGUCGAUGGCAUCCAACCUCGAGGCAUGGACACGCUUGUGGCAGCGCGAUGUCGCUACCUUGCACCGUCGUCGCGCUGACGUGGCCGCGUGGCAGCAGCGUUUGGCGACGACGCCAACGUUCGAGUUUGAGUUUCGAGACAUGCUCCAGCUCGCGCGGCAGUGCCGCAAGGACCAAGCGCCCACCUCGCUGCCGCCGCUACCGUCGCACACGGCCGAAUUCGAUACGGACUGGCACGUCUGGAUGGGCUUGAUCGUGGUAUUUUCCGUCGUGCCUGUGAUUGCUUGCACGGGCCAUUUGCUGCGACCUCGCCCAGCGAUCUGCCUUAAGAACGAAAACCCGAUGCGACAUGCGCCGUUGCAACGGGCUGACGCGACCUCGCCGCACUUCAGUACGUCCACUGCGUAA
Molecule: messenger RNA, 2550 nt
Organism: Saprolegnia diclina VS20
Lineage: Eukaryota; Oomycota; Saprolegniomycetes; Saprolegniales; Saprolegniaceae
Exons: 2
Coding region: 1-2550 (849 amino acids)
Source: RefSeq, a predicted model, not a curated record